Helicoverpa zea (corn earworm) is the source of this 5773-nucleotide messenger RNA. It is a transcript of the gene Fife, whose product is annotated as regulating synaptic membrane exocytosis protein 2. The record is from RefSeq and is a predicted model, not a curated record. Bases 229 to 3207 code for a protein of 992 amino acids. Gene Ontology annotation, biological process: positive regulation of synaptic transmission; regulation of synaptic plasticity; regulation of membrane potential. NCBI's taxonomy places the organism in Eukaryota, Metazoa, Arthropoda, Insecta, Lepidoptera, Noctuidae. Gene Ontology annotation, molecular function: transmembrane transporter binding; small GTPase binding. Gene Ontology annotation, cellular component: presynaptic membrane; cytoskeleton of presynaptic active zone. The transcript is spliced from 20 exons.
CCCGACGGUGCGGUCGUUAUCGAACGAGCCCCAACUCCACAACAAUAAGUACUCGUCCUCAGAAACCAGUGUUGUGUAAAUUUUCAUCUCGUGAGUUAAGAUAGUUGGAAAAUGUCGUGUUUCGGUGGCAGCGUGCUCAUCCCCGACUGAGGGACUGUGUUGUGGUGCGCAGUGUAGUGUGAUGAUGUGUGUGAAGUGAAGUGCUAACAGAAAACGAAAACCGACACCAUGCUGCCGACAAAUGUUAUGUCCUUUAUGAAAAAGAUGGUGGCGACAGACGACUCAUCGAACACGGUCCCCGGGCACAUCGAGUCACCGGGAACCUUCGGCAAACUACGACAAACUCUCUCCUCGUCACUGCUCACCGCCCAGGAUAAAGUAACAACAAAAUUGGGUCCUCGACAAGCCGUGCCAGAGCCCGUGACGGAGCCUGCGCCGGCGCCGCCGCCGGCACAACCCCCGCCUACCGCAGCACAGAUUGCCAAGACUGACCGUGAGGCUGGGAAAGCGCCAUCCCGUGCCGGAGCCUGCCGGGUCUGCUUGAAGGCGCUCAAGCCCGGAGAAGUGUACCACACGUGCAACGGCUGCCAACAUCGUGUCUGCGAGGAUUGCUCCUCCUACUCUAAGCCGGCCAGCGAUGAAGACGCUAACUCAUGGCGGUGCUCAGUGUGCCGCCGCAAGGCACAGCCGCGGCUCCCGCCAGCAGCACAGGACAGCACAGACUCACUACUGGAUGUGCCGGUGCUGGAAGCAUUACAGCGCCGCCACUCGGAGGCCCGGCUUGGAAGCGGCGGCAGCAGUGCUGGCCUAGCUCCGCCCCGCUCACCUGAACUCAGGCGACACUCAGAUGUAUCACCAGCGUCACUCAAAGAACUCGAAAAGUUAAAGGGCGGCGGCAGCACGACGCCGACGGUGGAGUCGCGGCGGCCGAGCACGGUGACGCCGGCGCGCCGCCGCUCCGUGCGCGCGCCGCGCCAGCGCUCCUGCGACGAGGACCAGCCGCACUCGCCCGCGCAUCAGUCUACGCCGCUAGCACCGCCUGCCAUCUCCAGAAGAUCAUCAGCAGUGGACGUAGUAGCGGGCGCAACGUCCCGGCGUGGCUCAUACCGCACCGACGAGCCCAGCACCACGCCCUCGAUAGCUCCCGGACUCAGUGUCGAUGAAGAUAGGCCGAUCAGACGUCGCGGAAGCCAGCUGCCGGACAUAGCAGCUUUGCAGCAAAAAACUGGCGCUCUAAAUGCACUAGCGGCCUUGGCAUCCCGGAGCUCAGAGUCAUCAUCAGAACCAACAAUAUCAGUAUCGGCGGCCACGACGGCGGCACUGGCGGCGGCCGCGCGACAGAUGUCCGUCGAUGCUGAGGCCAUCAAAAUUGUGAUACAUGACGUCGAUGACCGCACGCCGCGCCGCGUUUCCCUGCGUCGGGACCCUAAUGAUAAGGGACACAGAUCUCGCGGUUUCGGUAUGCGCGUUGUGGGCGGCAAGCCGGACGCGAGCGGGCGGCGCGAGGCCGUCAUUGUGUGGACCGUGCCGGGCGGGCCCGCUGACCUCGCCGGCCUACAGCAGGGAGACAAGGUAUUGGAAUGGGGCGGGGUGCCGCUAACGGAGCGCAGCUUCGAGGAAGUGUGCGCGGUGCUGGAGCGCGGCGGCGACAGCGUGGAGCUACUGGUGGAACCCGCGCCGCAGGUCGACGAUCCGCCCUCGCAGACGAACCAGCCCUCCAUGCAUCAUCAUGCCCUAUACGAACCGGAUACCGACAAAUCACCAUCGUCGCCGACCCGACGGAAAUUGCCGAAAACCCCGGAGCAAGACCGCGCGGACCGCGCGCGGGACCGCCCGCCUGCUCGGGCGCAGCUGCAGGUGUGGUUCGAGUGCGAUCUGCGCAAGCUCGUAGUCGUACUCAUCGCGGCCGACGACUUGCCGCCGCGGGACCACACGCUGGGCUAUGGAGAUGAACCAGAAGCUUUCGCCAGAAUACGCCUUCUGCCAUCACUUGAAAGUUGCCCACCUGUGGAGACAGAUCCAGCAUCUGCUUCAUGCAGUCCCGUGUGGAAUGCUACUUUGAGCUUCGGUGGACUUACAGCAGACCUGCUAGCAGGCCGAGCGUUGGAGCUCACCCUCUGGGACGCUUGUCCGGGCAUUGACCCUGUUCUUAUUGGAGAAUGCACUAUGGAAAUCGAGAAAGCAUUCGCGGAAGAGCGUGCUGUGUGGUGGACGCUGGAGGAGCGCGGGCCCCGCUCGGCCAACGCGUCGCCGCGCGGCUCGCUCACGGGUGCGCGCGCUUUACGCCGCGGAGACUUCGCCUCCCAGCGUUCAGUGUCAGAUGACGUGGACUCCAUCGGCGAAUGUGCUUCUUUACUUCAUCCUGACCACGCUUGGGUGGGAGGCUCACGUCGAGGCUCCUCUCAAUCAGAAACACUCGAAGUGGAAGUUUAUCAGCUUGGCAAAGAUUUCUCUCGAUCUUUGCCAGGCUCACGCCGUUCCUCAUUCCAACAACAAGAAAAGGAAGGCGGUGGCGACGUGUCGCCGGCGAUGAGCGCGCGGCGCACGGAGCGGCGGCGCUCGUCGUGCGUGCGGCGCGACCCGGACGACAUCCUGCGCUCGCUGCGCGCCGUCAAGGGCGAGCUCGGCCGCACGCUGUCGCUCUCCGGCUCCACCGCCAGGCGCACGGCCACGGGGCGCAAGGGCAGCAUGUGGGCGGCGGUGCCGGCGGCGGCCGCGUGCGACGCGCUGGCCGACGACGACGACGCCGUGCCGCUCGGGCCCGGCCAGCUGCCGCCGCGCAACGCGCAUCUGCCGCCGCUGCACGCCGAGAUCAAUAUCAGCAUCAUUAUGAUCAAGGGACAACUGGAGCUCGAGGUAUCGCACGCUCGUCGUGUGUAUGGCGUGAACGGUGAAGUGCCGGACUCGUACGUCAAGUGUUACCUGCGCGAUGGGGAUAAGUGGCUGCAUAAGCGCAAAACUCGCGUCAUCAGGCGAACCACCGAGCCGCACUUCAAACAGACGCUCAAGUAUCAGGUACAAGCGAGCGAAGCGCUGGGCCGCACACUGGUGGUGAUGCUGUGGCAGCGCUGCGGCGGCUUCGAGCACAACCUGGCGCUGGGCGGCGCCGAGAUCUGCCUCGACAAGCUCACGCUGCCGCAGCGCACGUACGGCUGGUACCCGCUGUUCCCCGCCACCUCGUUCGCCAACGACGAGUCGCCCGACUGAUCCAGGGAGCCGUCGCCGGAGCGCAACUAGACAACUAGCGCUCCCGACGGCUCACAUGUCCCAUACGAUCUUAUUUAUCUCCGCCGUGCAUAUUCCACAUAUAUACGCCCACAAUGCCCCAAUAUUGGACUGAAAAAUGUGUUGGUUAUCGAAAUUUUCUAUCAUUGUAAAUAAUGCAGUGUAGAUCAAAAUGUUACCUAAAAAUAUUAUUCGCUAUUUCUGUUCGCAGUCAAAAUACGUUUAGGGCAUAACACAAUAUAUAACAAGCCCACGGGUUACAGAUAAAAAUAUUUUUGUGACAACAAGAGUCAUUCUCAACCACAUGCCCGAAGAAAUAAUCAACACUAUUUAGACUGUAGAUUAAUAAAAAGGAGCUUAUUGUAGACAAGUGCUUCAAUUUUUUAAGUGUGUAUGUUAUGUCCACAUAUGGAUGUGCCUAAUAACUGAUUAGGCCUUUAAUAUAGAAAUUAUUGUUAUAAAUAUGUUAUAGCUCAAAAGAUAUUUAUUACGUUUUAUUAAAAAAAUAUUACGCUUCAAGUCUAUAAAACAAAUAUUUGUAGCAGUUUUAUGUUAUGUACUUACCUAUAAUAAAUCUUAUAAAUGUGUGUCACCGUAUGAUUCAAUACAUUCAGAAUAUUUAGAAUAGUACAACAACUGUAGUGCAUUUCAUGUGGAGUACAAUAGUCUAUAUAAUAAUUAUAAGAUACACUGUGUGCAUAUGCAUGUAAUUAUAUCACUUCGUAACUGUCACUUCCAACUCUUCACAAAACUUUCUUAGAAAGUUAUUUUGUAACAAAGAUUUUACUUUCUUGACUAUCAUCAUUCUUAUUGAGAUUAACUUAUCGUUAGCGUCUGUGUAACUUGUACCUAUCUCUAAGUACUUAGAUAUUCGAACCAACACUAUCUUAUAGCAUACGUCAUCAAAAUGAACCCCAACUUCGACACUUUGCCUUAUAUGAUUAAUACAUUUCUAAAGUUACUCUAGUAAGUAAGCGCGUCUAGGUACUAUUCUUCCAAGGUUGUGCUUUAGUGAAUUUUCCAAAGUAUACCUACUUGAUUUAUAAAUCAUCUCUAUACCAAAGUGGUAAAAAACAUUAUUUCUUCGUGUCAAAAAUCUUACUCUACGAACUGUAAAUAGUUAUUGUGAAAUUGAUUUUCAAAAUUUUCUACGCACAACAUUUUCGUGAUAGAAUUUAUAGUAAAUCUUUUGUAUUACCUAGAUUGAAAACAAAUGUACACAUUUGUGACAAAUACCUACCUUAAUAUUUCCAAUUCCGCGAUAUUGCAACAUAAAGUGUUUAGGAAUCAUGUCAUAGAUGUAGACAGGACAUUUCGAUAUUGUAAUAUUCAUGAGAUCUAUCUUAAAUAAGUGGCGAACGUAUUGCGAGAGCAUGCAACGUUGCACUCGCACGUAUAGUUAGACACACAAAUUCAUUAAGUAGAUAUUUAAAUAUUCGUGAGAUGAAUGAUAUUUUGGUCAUCGGUGUUAGUAACAUACUACAUAUCCUGUGAGAGGUAUUUAAUGUAUCUUGUCGAAAUCUGUGUUCUUCCAGUGCUAUCAUAGCUUAGUGGCUCACCUGACAAUAUUACACUUGCUUACGUGCGAUCACCGUAACGUAACAAGCGAGGACAGUGGCGCGGGACACUCGCACACUCACGCCUCGGUGCCGUGUCACUGUCCGCUAGGAGCGACGUGCACUUGCGUCUAGCUGUCUCAUCUAUCUACCUUGUUACGGUGCGCCAUCUUAUUUUAUCGUGGUUGUACAUUUUCCCAAGAGAGAGAAAUAUUUAUUAGAGAGAUCUAAAUAUUCACUUAUUAGAUUAACUAAAUAUUAAAAUACUCGAAUAAUUCAAAUGCCUAAAUAUAUAUCAGGUGUUAAGUAUAUUUUUACACUAUAAUUUUUGUAUUUGAUUAAGUUGAACAAAAUAUACAUAAAUUAUAUAUAAUGUAUCAAUGAAAAUCUAGAUAUUUAAUAAUAUAACUAUCAAUUCUGACAGAGUGUUAGGAUCGAUCUACUUACGCUUAUUAUCUUGAUAUGUUAGAGUUAACAAAGUAAUAUUCUUACGUAAGAGACGUAUGUAAAGACAUAAUAUAAUAUGAUGUGCCUCGAUGAGCCCCGAUACCGCGAUCACCCGCAGUCAUCCCACCGGCCACUCGAACACUCACGCGUCGCGCGCUCUACUUACACUCCGCAACUUGUGAUAAGGUAUCGGAUAUCAUACUAUGUACCUUCCCUACUCUAGCUAUAGUAUAUAUUAUAUAUAUCAAUUCUUCCUAGAACACGAACAUUUCUACAUUCCGUGCCUUGACCAAUGCUGAAAGUGCUUAAAGCUUAUCUACCUAUAUCAUAUUUAUUACAUAAAAUAUAAUCUUAUCAGCCUAACAUUUUGGGCCUAAAACUCGAAGAUUGAAUAAUAUAAACUUGGAUUCGGUUAUAUUUUCAGCUUUGAUCACAGGAAUGGAAUGGAACUCUACAAAUCCUAGUACGUAACAAUGUGUGUGUCAAAGUAUAUUAUUAAAUAAAUGUGAUAACAAAUGAGUUUAUUAUAGCGAUAUAAACAAAAA